AUGCUCAAGGUUAAGAAAUAUUAUAGCAGUCAUCACUGUGGUGUGGGAUGUCAAAGGCUUUUCCACAGGCUCAGCAGUAAAUUUGCUUCUAGUCCUAUCAAGGAAGAAAUCAGAAGUGAUCCGAGUAUCAAAGCUUCUGAUUUGAAAAAGUUUUUUAAACAUAGCUACGAUGCCAUUCGCAGCACAAAUCCUGGGAGUUGUAUUGAUUUUCAAGUUCAAAGGGAUGAAACUGAAUCGAACAAGGAUAGUUUAACUGAUUUAGAAGUUGAAGCACCUUCAAAUAAGUUUGUGCGUCUUUUUAUUGCUUUCGAGGCAUGCAUCAGUGGUUACCGUUACCUUCAUCCCAUGAUUUAUGUCGAUGCUACCUUUCUUACAGGGAGAUUUAGAGGAUGCCUCAUGGCUGCAACCGGUAUCAAUGCUGAAAAUGGGUUCUUUCCACUAGCCAUGGCCCUAGUACCUGCUGAAGAUAAUGAUAACUGGGAAUGGUAUGGUGCCGUUAUUGAUGCAUUUCAUGCUGCUGUAUAUGCUCUUAGUCCUGAAGGCUUCCAAAAUGCCAUUGCUACGAUUAGGGGUCUUGGUUGUGGUUGGGUUGCAAACUAUAUUGAAGAUAUACCUCCCGAGAGAUGGUCAAAUGCCUUUUUUCAGGGUUGUAGGUAUGGAAGGAUAUCUUCUACUCUUGCUGAAUCCUUCAAUAGUUGGAUGAAGGUACAUAAGAAGCUCCCUGCUAAUGCUCUUCUGGAUCAGAUAAGGAAGGAUGUGAUGAGGAUGAUGUCAGAAAGGAGAAAUACCGAUAAUGUUAUUGCAUAG
This is a messenger RNA of Papaver somniferum (opium poppy), 807 nucleotides long. RefSeq lists its product as uncharacterized. NCBI's taxonomy places the organism in Eukaryota, Viridiplantae, Streptophyta, Magnoliopsida, Ranunculales, Papaveraceae. The coding region runs from base 1 to 807 and encodes 268 amino acids. The transcript has 5 exons. The record is from RefSeq and is a predicted model, not a curated record.